GCUGUUUACUGGAACAUCUUAAUGGAAGUGAAACAGGACACCUGUGAUGUGGACACAAAUAUCAUGGAGAAAACUGUAAAUAUUAAGGAGGACGACUGGGAGUGGGAGUCCAUCUACCCAAAACAGGAAAGUCUGAGCAUCAAGGAGGAGGACAGUGAACUGCAGCCAGUGAGCAUUAAAGAAGAACCUGAAGAGAAGUCUGUCAGUAUUGAGACACCUAACCAUACAAAUCUGGACAGUGUAAAAGAAGACAACCUUCAUGAUGGGUAUCAAGAUGGAGUGGUGACCAGGUUAGACUCUUCUCAAAGCAGACACUGUUCAUCUCCAGAGCCUUCUAUCAAUGUGAAGUCUGAAUCAUUAGAGUCUGAACUAAAGAGUGCUGAGGAAACUACAUCUGUUAGAGCUCAGAAAAAUAAGCGACCACCUUCAAAGAAGUCUGGAAAAAGAAAGAAAGAUCACUGCAGUGUGGAAUGUGGCAGAGAAUUCUCUAACAGGAGUGCUCUUCAGAAACACACGAGAGUUCACACCGGAGAGAAGACAUAUUGCUGUAAUGAAUGUGGUAAACAGUUUUCACAAAAAGGCCAUCUUCAUAGCCACACGAGAGUUCACACUGGAGAGAAGCCAUAUUGUUGUAAUGAAUGUGGCAAACAGUUUUCACAUAAAGAUAAUCUUCAGAAACACAAGAGAGUUCACACCAGAGAGAAGACAUAUUGCUGUAACGAAUGCGAUAAGCAGUUUUCACGGAUGGACAGUCUACAGAUACACAAAAGAGUUCACACCGGAGAGAAGCCAUAUUGCUGUAAUGAAUGUGGCAAACAGUUUUCACAAAAAGGCAAUCUUCAGAUACACACUAGAGUUCACACCGGAGAGAAGACAUAUUGCUGUAAUGAAUGUGGCAAACAGUUUUCACAUAAAGACCAUUUUCAUAUACACAUGAGAGUUCACACCAGAGAAAAGACAUAUUGCUGUAAUGAAUGUGGUAAACAGUUUUCACAGAUGGACAGUCUACAGAAACACACGAGAGUUCACACUGCAGAGAAGCCAUAUUGCUGUAAUGAAUGUGGUAAACAGUUUUCACAGAUGGACAGUCUACAGAAACACACGAGAGUGCACACUGGAGAGAAGCCAUAUUGCUGUAAUGAAUGUGGUAAACAGUUUUCACAGCUGGACAGUCAUCAGAAACACACUAGAGUUCACACUGGAGAGAAACCAUAUUGCUGUAAUGAAUGUGGGAAACAGUUUUCACAAAAAGGUAAUCUUCAGAUACACACUAGAGUUCACACCGGAGAGAAGACAUAUUGCUGUAAUGUAUGUGGCAAACAGUUUUCACAAAAAGGCAAUCUUCAGAAACACACGAGAGUUCACACCGGAGAGAAGCCAUAUUGCUGUAAUGAAUGUGGUAAACAGUUUUCAGAGAUAGGCAGUCUACAAAGACACACAAGAGUUCACACUGGAGAGAAGCCAUAUUGCUGUAAUGAAUGUGGUAAACAGUUUUCAGAGAUAGGCCAUCUACAGAAACACACGAGAGUUCACACCGGAGAGAAGCCAUAUUGCUGUAAUGAAUGUGGUAAACAGUUUUCACAAAAAAGCCAUCUUCAGAGUCACACAAUAGUUCAUACAGGAAUCAAACUUCACUGCUGUUCUGAAUGUGGUAAACAGUUUUCAAAGAGAAGCAGUCUUCAGACCCACCAAAGAAUCCACACAGGAGAGAAGCCAUAUGACUGUUCUGAAUGUGGUAAACAGUUUUCACAUAGAAGCAGUCUUCAGCGCCACCAAAGAAUUCACACAGGAGAGAAGCCGUAUUUCUGCUCUGAAUGUGGUAAAAAGUUUACACAGAGAAGGAAUCUUCAUAUCCACCAAAGAAUCCACACAGGGGAGAAGCCAUAUUGCUGCUCUGAAUGUGGAGAAAAGUUUUCACGGAACAGCCAUUUUAAGAGCCACCAAAGAAUCCACACAGGAGAGAAGCCAUAUGACUGCUCUGAAUGUGGCAAACAGUUUUCAGAAAGAAGCCAUCUUCAGAGCCACCAAAUAAUUCACACAGGAGAGAAGCCAUAUUGCUGCUCUGAAUGUGGCAAAAAGUUUUCACGGAAAAGCCAUCUUCAGAUCCACCAAAGAAUUCACACAGGGGAGAAGCCAUAUGACUGUUCUGAAUGUGGUAUAAAGUUUUCACAUAGAAGCAGUCUUCAGAGCCACCAAAGAAUUCACACAGGAGAGAAGGUGUAUGACUGUUCUGAAUGUGGUAAAAAGUUUUCACAGAAAACCCAUCUUCAGAUCCACCAAAGAAUUCACACAGGAGAAAAGCCAUAUGACUGUUCUGAAUGUGGUAAAAAGUUUGCACAGAGAAGCAGUCUUCAAAGCCACCAAAGAAUUCACACUGGAGAGAAGCCGUAUUUCUGCUCUGAAUGUGGCAGAAAGUUUUCACAUAGUAGCAGUCUUCAGAAACAUCAAAGAAUUCACACACGAGAGAAAAAAAUGACAAACUCCCCCACCUUGUCCACAGAUGAACACAGUACAAUAUGCUGAGCAGCAGAAGAAAGA
Messenger RNA from Erpetoichthys calabaricus (reedfish), 2538 nucleotides. Its product is annotated as zinc finger protein 664-like. The record is from RefSeq and is a predicted model, not a curated record. Gene Ontology annotation, biological process: negative regulation of transcription by RNA polymerase II. The coding region runs from base 22 to 2523 and encodes 833 amino acids. Gene Ontology annotation, molecular function: DNA-binding transcription repressor activity, RNA polymerase II-specific. NCBI's taxonomy places the organism in Eukaryota, Metazoa, Chordata, Cladistia, Polypteriformes, Polypteridae. The transcript has 3 exons.